Messenger RNA from Aplosporella prunicola CBS 121167, 2020 nucleotides. RefSeq lists its product as uncharacterized. Gene Ontology annotation, molecular function: catalytic activity. Gene Ontology annotation, biological process: base-excision repair. NCBI's taxonomy places the organism in Eukaryota, Fungi, Ascomycota, Dothideomycetes, Botryosphaeriales, Aplosporellaceae. The coding region runs from base 242 to 1657 and encodes 471 amino acids. The transcript has a single exon. The record is from RefSeq and is a predicted model, not a curated record.
ACCUUUUGCCUCUUGUCCUUUUUCUCUGUCUUCUGUUCUACGUCUUCUUCUUCCUCACAUCCUGUUGGCUUCCCUCUUCUCUUACAAUUUCCCUGUCUCGCUCGCAUCUCUCACCAUACUGAUCCUUCCCUUUAUACAGUCGAAGCUUCUCCGGCGGAGCUUGCUUCGAGGCCUACAAACACAGCUCAUUCACUCAAACCCACUCUUCAUAGCAAGAAACUCUUGUCUUCGAGUCAUCCCAAUGUCUGCCCGUGUCACUCGAUCAGCGUCUUCUCGGCAGACGCCGAAGGCCAUCAAAUCUGAGCAGCUCUCCAGCUCACCCGCCACCCCAGCAACGGGAAAGGGCAGCCGCAAGAGGACGCGGGAACCUACCAAGAAAGAGGAAGAUAUCAAUGACCUGCCACACAACCUUGGCCGUAUUCCAUCGGCCAGUGUAGAAUCACCUGAGACUGAGCAGCCAGCUUCCAAGAAGGCGAGGGCCCGCGCUCCAAAGAAAGCGUCCAAGCCUGAUCUUGAAAAGGCCCUUAAAGAUGCUGCUCCAAUGGUUGCCAAGGUAGCUGCCACAGACGAGGAAGGUGCAAAGUCAGCCAAGAAGAAGAAAAACCUCGACUACGGAUUGACCCCAGGCUCGACUCCGUACCCGGAAUGGCCUCAUCCCACCCCUGAGGAGUGUCAAGAAGUCGUCCGAUUGUUGUCGAGCAUCCAUGGUGAGGUCCAGGUUCCAAAAUCCGUCCCACCGCCCUCUCUCGAUGUGUCUGGAUGCGGUGAGGUACCCUCAGUCCUGGACGCUCUGAUCCGGACAAGACUCAGCGCAGCCACGACCGGCGCCAACUCCUCAAGGGCAUUCCGCGGUCUCGUCGACCGUUUCGGAAUCAUAGAAGAAGGCAUCGGUAAAGGCAGUGUCAACUGGGACUCCGUCCGCCGCGCCGACACGAAGGAAAUCUUUCAAGCGAUUAAGAGCGGCGGCCUCGCCGACGUUAAGAGUAAGGACAUCAAAUCCAUCCUGCAGAUGGUGCACCGCGAGAACCAAGACCGGCACGAAACCCUCACCAAAGAAUCCGCCGCCGCGCCCGCCGGCGCAGAAAACGAAUCUGCAGCAGAGAAGGAGGCGGAAAUCGCGCGGGCCGAGUCGAACGUCCUCUCCCUCGACCACCUGCACGCAGUGCCCUCCGAAGACGCCUUCAACCACCUAAUCAAGUACCCCGGAAUCGGCCCCAAGACGGCGUCCUGCGUGCUGCUCUUCUGCCUGCAGCGGCCCAGCUUCGCCGUCGACACGCACGUGUUCCGACUAUGCAAGUACCUGCAGUGGGUGCCGCCGGACAAGGCGACGCGCAACUCGACGUACGCGCACUGCGAGGUGCGCAUCCCGGACGAGCUGAAGUACCCGCUGCACGCGCUGCUGAUCCGGCAUGGCAAGAGCUGUCCGCGGUGCAGGGCUGCGACGGGGCUGGGCAGUGAGGGCUGGGCGAGGGGGUGUGUUAUUGAGCAUUUGGUUACGAGGGGGGGUGUGCGGAAGGGGGGUGUGGCUGAGGGGAAGGGGAAGGUGAAGGCGAAGGCGAGGAAGAGGGGGAAGAUAUCGGAUGAGGAGACGGGGGAGGAGGAUGGCAGUGAUAGCGAGUUGAGCAAUUUGGUGAGUGACGAGGGAGAGGAGGAAUGAGGGAUGUGCGGUGAUGAUGGCAUGAGAUAUGAUGCAUGGGUUUUGUUUGCUGCGCUUAUUGCUGCUGGACACUUACGGACGAUGGGGCAUCUGAUAUUGGCAUUGGCAUUGGCAUCUAGCGGUCCAGUCCAGUUCAGUUCGACGGACAAACAAUGGCGGUUUAUUUUCUAUUCUAUUCCACAUACACAUAGCCCACCAACACCACACCACACCACAGCAUCACCCAUCUCCAGCAGCAGCGCCACACAGCAUAGAUAUACGCGUGCAUUUAUCGGGUACAUACAUACAUACAUGCCUAUAGCUUUCUCGGCGGUCUGGUACGAACGGGUUUGUUAGGAGGUAUAUAUAUAAUAAAAAUAAAGC